Messenger RNA from Entrophospora sp. SA101, 419 nucleotides. The record is from the annotation of a GenBank genome assembly. Lineage: Eukaryota; Fungi; Glomeromycota; Glomeromycetes; Entrophosporales; Entrophosporaceae.
AUGCAAAAUCUGACAGUCUUGGUUUUGUCCAAUUUAUUCUUCCAACAUGUUGAAGAAGUAUUCAUAGAAGAAUUAUUAUUAGCCCAUGAAGUUCUUCCUGAAGAUGAAUUAUUUGAUUUGGUGAACAAAAUUGAAAAUGGAUUAGCAAAGGCAUCAGAAACAUUUAAAAAAUGGAUUUUAGGAAGUAGUAAUGAUUCAGAAUUUGCUCAUGCCAUAUUUCAUGUGUUAUUUUCUGCUUCCUAUAAUGUAGAAAUAAAUUUGCAUGAGAAAAAUUAUAUUGAACUUCUUGAGAGGGAUAAAUUGAAAGGUAUCAACCAAUCUUUUGGUUUGUUGGAAACUUUGCAGGAACAAGAUUUUUUAGAUGAAUUUCAGAGUUUUUCUGCACCUGUAGCUUCAGACCUCCACAAAUUUACACUUCU